Molecule: messenger RNA, 4347 nt
Organism: Eublepharis macularius
Lineage: Eukaryota; Metazoa; Chordata; Lepidosauria; Squamata; Eublepharidae
Gene: MAP2K4
Product: mitogen-activated protein kinase kinase 4
Exons: 13
Coding region: 278-1573 (431 amino acids)
Biological process (GO): MAPK cascade; protein phosphorylation
Molecular function (GO): ATP binding; JUN kinase kinase activity
Source: RefSeq, a predicted model, not a curated record
GAGCCCCAGCAGCUCUAGGGGACUGGCGGUGCUUGGGUCGGUCGGGGCCGGGGAGGCUGGCGCCUGUUGUCCCGCGUCGGGGCUCCGGGUGUCCCGCCAGCUACCUGGGGCUGAGGCGGGAGGGAGCGAGCGAGGAGCCGCGGGCGGGCGCGCGGGACGGGGAGGGGGUCGGUCCGCUGCGCUGCUCCUGCUGCAUUGCAGCCUCCCUCCCUCCCUCGCUCCCGCCGUCCGUCCAUCCAUCCGUCCCUCCCUCCCUCCGCCAGUGGCGCGCUGCACAAUGGCGGCUCCCGGCCCCGGCUCUGGCUCCGGCCCUGGCGGCGGGUCCCAGGCGGCGCACACGGCAGUCAGCAGCAUGCAGGGCUUUCAGAUAAACUUCUGUGAAAAAGCACAAAGUAAGCGUAGAGCACUGAAGCUGAACUUUGCAAAUCCACCUUUCAAAUCCACAGCAAGAUUUACUUUGAACCCUACUGGAGUUCCUUUUCAGAAUCCACACAUUGAUACACAAGCAACAAUGGGUAGUAAUCACAUUGCCCCGUUCACUUUCAAAAGGAGAGAAGCGGAGAUGAUCGUGAAACUUUCCAGCAGGCUACAAGAGAGACUGAGAACACACAGCAUUGAAUCAUCAGGAAAAUUGAAGAUUUCUCCUGAACAACAUUGGGAUUUUACUGCAGAGGACUUGAAAGACCUUGGAGAAAUUGGACGAGGCGCUUAUGGUUCUGUCAACAAAAUGGUCCACAAACCAAGUGGGCAAAUUAUGGCCGUUAAAAGAAUUCGGUCAACAGUGGACGAAAAAGAACAGAAACAGCUUUUGAUGGAUUUGGAUGUAGUUAUGCGAAGUAGUGACUGCCCAUAUAUUGUUCAGUUUUAUGGUGCACUCUUUAGAGAGGGUGACUGUUGGAUCUGUAUGGAGCUCAUGUCUACCUCGUUUGAUAAAUUUUACAAAUAUGUAUAUAGUGUAUUAGAUGAAGUUAUUCCAGAAGAAAUUUUAGGCAAAAUCACUUUAGCUACUGUGAAAGCACUAAACCACUUAAAAGAAAACUUGAAAAUAAUUCACAGAGAUAUUAAACCUUCCAAUAUUCUUCUGGACAGAAAUGGAAAUAUUAAACUCUGUGAUUUCGGCAUCAGUGGACAACUUGUAGACUCCAUUGCCAAAACAAGAGAUGCUGGAUGCCGACCUUACAUGGCGCCAGAGAGGAUAGACCCCAGUGCAUCCAGACAAGGAUACGAUGUACGCUCUGAUGUCUGGAGCUUAGGGAUUACAUUGUAUGAACUGGCCACGGGACGGUUCCCUUAUCCCAAAUGGAAUAGUGUAUUUGAUCAGCUGACACAAGUAGUCAAGGGAGACCCACCGCAGCUGAGUAACUCAGAGGAACGGGAAUUCUCCCAAAGUUUCAUCAACUUUGUCAACUUGUGCCUUACAAAGGAGGAGUCCAAAAGGCCAAAGUAUAAGGAGCUGCUGAAACAUCCCUUCAUUCUAAUGUAUGAGGAACGAACAGUGGAUGUUGCGUGCUAUGUUUGUAAAAUCCUGGAUCAAAUGCCUGCAACUCCCAGCUCUCCAAUGUAUGUCGAUUGAUACUGCUGCUACAUCAAAACUCUAGUGCAAGUGCUGAGAGAAAGCAAGAUGUACAGAAUCUUCAUCCCAUAUUGCAGUGUUUUAAUGCUCGCCCAGACACCAUGUGCAAUAAUGUUGGUGUUUUUCUUCCAUUCUGUCUGUAUAUUAUUGUCACUUAUAAAGUGCAUCCAUGUAAUACCUGAUCACACAGUGUUAGUGUCGGUCAAAGAGAGACCUCAUUUGCUCUUUUUGUGGACAUAUUCAUGAAAUGUGGAAACAAAUAACAUUUAUUCAUUGACCAUGAUUGGAUAGCACCUAAAGAUAAUUUGUAGACUUGGAGACCUUCUCAGCAUCUACUGGAAUUUUUAUUCUCUCAGACUCUUCCAAUCGUUACAAAUAAUUUAAAAGAAAGGAAGUUAGGCGUUGUCUGUCUAAAUAUAUAAAGAGACUCUGCUUGGGGAGAAGAACUUGUGCAGCCAGAUGCGUUGCACUUUAUCUUCUGGAACUAGCAAAGGAGGGAUAAUAUAUAUAUCUUCACAAAGUGCAAUAGAUGAAUUGAUCUGAAAUUCUGUUGCUUUACAGUCACAGUGUAUGUUCUGAGGACAGUGUGGCUCAGCAGAACUUCAUGGGUGGGGUGGGGGUGGGAAAAUAAUCAUGUAAAAUGGAUUAUGUCUUUACCAAAAAAAGAUGCAUUGCAUUAAAAGAGGAUAACAAACUUUUUAAGAGACAGAGAAUAAUGUAUUAUUUCCAUUUCCAAGCAAGCCACUCUUUGGUAGUACUAGAUGUCCUGUAAAUUGUUACCUGGUGAGAUAAGACUUUGAUCUGAGGAUUUAUUAAACUACUCAGUUGAAUUUAACUGGCUUGUGACCCCUGAUUUCUAACUUCACCAUGCUUGUUAGCUGGCUGAGCUUCUGAAAGGGCAAUGGAGAGCUUGCAGGAGUGGAGAAAAACUAUAUUAUUCCGUAAACAUUUGUAAGUCAUCUCCACCCACCUGCUGCAGCUCUCCAAACUCCUAAUACAGGACCUCCCCACAGAGCUCCAUGUAUGACUUGGAAUCUCUGCUUUAUGUCUGAUAUCUAUUACCGUUAUCAAAAAUACUUCGAUCCCCUCCUUCUGCUGGAUUGCUCAAUUCCCAAAACUGCUGCAGGAAGGCUACUUAAUAUGCUUUGUUGUGGGUAGAUCAGGGCUCAAUUUGAGGGGGAACACGCAGGAACGCAGUUCCGGUAGUUCUCCUAAGAGGUCAGGUGGCCCUGCCCACCUGAUUUUUGGCCAUUUUGGGCCCGUUUUGGCCUGAAUUGGGCCCAAAAUGGCCAGGAUUGGUCCUAAAACAGCCAGGAUUGGGCCCAAAAUGGCCAGGAUCGGGCCUCUUACGGCUGGUGGAUCACUCUCCUGCUCAGCAGCAGCCCAAUUCUGACCAUUUUGGGCCCCUUUUCAGCCCUUAUCAGCCAUUUUGGGCCCCAUUUCAGCCCUGAAUGGCCAGGAUUGGGUCCAAAACAGCCAGGAUACGUGAGGGCAUGGGGUGUGGCAUACGCAAAUCAGUUAUGCCAAUGACACACUUCUGGUGAUGGCAAGGGGUGUGGCAUAUGCUAAUGAGUUAUGCUAAUGAGUUCCUGCAGCUCUUUUUCUACAAAAUGACCUCUGGGGUAGAUUCUGAAAUCUUAAGAUAAGUUUUUCGGGAAAACGCUUUCUUAAAAGCUGUUAAUAGCAAGAAUUGGAAUGUUCAAAUUCCUUCCAAAUAUGUGAUCAAAAAAAGAAUUCUAGAGAAAUUGUCAAACCUCUCACCUUAAAAAUAAAGCCUCUAAAAUAAUUCCUAGUAUUUUAGUCCUCUGAUCUGCAUCAGGUGAGGCCAAUUCCUCAGUUAUAAAGGAAAUGAAGUGAUAUUUUUAAGACCCAUCAUUAUUUAAAAUUUCAGUACAGAAUCCCGUUAUACAUGGACGAGGAGGAGAAUUGUAAGUGAGAGCGUUGGUGAGCACAGGACUCCUGGGCUUAGCCAGUUCACUUUAUCUCCUCCUAGUUCACCAGUUGAUUCACAAGCUCUUACCGCAAAAAAGUUGUGUGUGUAGGAACGUGGUCGUCACUAAAUGGGAUUAAAGCCUAAUGUAGCAACAGAAUGGAAACUAUCUGGAACUCUUCUCAUGCAGUAAUUCUGCUCCUGUGUUCCUGUUCAGAUUGGGAAGAGGGUCAGCCCUGUUAAGAGUGUCCCAACUGCUCUUGCCUCGUUCUUUGUCUCUGUAAUUGCCCCUUGUCAUUGUCAAAAGUUGGACAGCCCUCUCUUUCUCCCACUCUUUUUUUGUGUGUAUUUUAACAUAACACUCCCCUUUCCGUUAACCGAGAACUGGAGGUAGCUUCCAAUUCAGGCUCAGUGAAUGAUUGAGAAACAAGACCGUUCUAGCAUAUUAAUCAUAGAUUGUUAUAAUAUACUAUUAAGGGUGCGGCAUUUAUAUUACAGUGUAUGUUUAUAAAGAUGUAUAGUGUUCAGAAGCUGUGAAAAUAGUGUAAGAACUGUACAUUGUGAGCUCUGGUUAAUUUUUUUUUCCUUCUUGUACCAUAGAAAAAAAAUGUAUAAAAUUUUAUUGAGAAGCUGAUGUGCAGGGGGGAUAUUGCCUUAUUGUCUGUAAGUAAAAUGGAGUUUGACAACAUAAUGGCUUCUAAGAGCUUCCAGCUAUUUUAUCCUUUCCUGACUUUCUUCUCUUCUAUUUAAAAUACUCUACAUGGAAUCAAAGUGUUAAUGUAAUAGUUCUAUUUUUUUUUUCCGCCUGCAGGUCAGUUGUAAUAAAUCAAAGAUGCAACUGUGA